Prorocentrum cordatum is the source of this 1226-nucleotide messenger RNA. NCBI's taxonomy places the organism in Eukaryota, Dinophyceae, Prorocentrales, Prorocentraceae. The record is from the annotation of a GenBank genome assembly.
AGAGUCGGGGGGGAGCGCCUCGGGCCCCGCCAUGGCCGCGCCAUGGCCGCUGUGCGCGGGCGAGGCAGCACGAUGGGGGCCCGGCCUCGAAGAAGCCGGAAAAGGAGAUGGUGCCGGCCCACGGCGUGCUCCGGGCUGACCCUGACGCUGGGCGGCUACUUGGGGAGAUGGCGCGCGGAGCGCAGGCUCGAGGAGGCCAUGAAAGGAAGCUGCCCGCGCGAGCUGGAGAAAGCCGCCAGGUUCGCGUACAAUGCGGGCGUCGACUUCGCGCGCGUCGAGGAUGCGCGCAACGACGCGCGGCGGCUGCGCGCGGAGGAGCUGCUGCGGGACGCUAGGGCUGGCGCCGCGGCGCCGUCGAGAGCGGCGCGAGCGGCCCUCAUCGAGUCCGCUUGCCGGACCGCGCGCGUGCAGGACGUGGACCGGCAGCAGAUAGGGAAGGCGGAGGAGGAGGUGGCGCAGCUCCGGGCGCUCGAGGAGCUGUCCGAGCUGCUGAAGGCCGGCUCCAGGGCCGACUGGGUGCACCUGCAGGAGGCCUGCCUCAAGUGCCAGAACAAGGGGGUCUGCGGCCCGGAGCUCGAGGCCGCAUGGCACGAAGUGGAGCGGCGCAAAGCGGAUGCGGAACUCCAGGAGGCGCUGCUCAGCAACGAUCCUGACAAGAUCGACAAGGCGUGCAACCGCUUAGAAAGCUUGGGCCUCGCCACGGAAGCCGUUAUCCAGGACGCCUAUGAGCGCGCCAGAAGGAUUCGGGCCGAGGUGGUGCUCCGGGGCGGCCUGGACAAGGCCCGCGGCGGUUGCUGCGCGCGGCCCGCGUGAGAGCGGCGCGGCGGCGGCGCGCGCCGCGGCCGAGCUCGCCCGCCGCCCCGGGGGCGUCGGCGGCGCUCCCUGCCGCUGGCCUCCGUGGGAUGGGGGGGACUUGGCACCGCUGGACCCCCGAGAGGCAUCCUUAGCAGCUGUUCGUGGGGAGGCGGCAGGGCGGCUAUGUUGUAGAACGCGUCGUGCUGAGUGCGCGCGCGGCGUAGGUUCUUAUUCGCAGCGUGAUUCGACGUAGAUGGAUGGUGGGCGCCUCCACACCAGGGCCACCAGACGAUAUCUGGAGGUUGUUGGUGCCGUAGCUCCAUACCUCGCGGCGUUCUGACAGGCCGCGAUGGCGUAAAAAACUCUUUGGCGGGAAAUCUUGGCAGGACGAUGCUCGGAAUUGUAGUGGAUGGUCAGGGUGGCAUUCACAG